Molecule: messenger RNA, 2493 nt
Organism: Trypanosoma grayi
Lineage: Eukaryota; Euglenozoa; Kinetoplastea; Trypanosomatida; Trypanosomatidae
Exons: 1
Coding region: 1-2493 (830 amino acids)
Source: RefSeq, a predicted model, not a curated record
AUGGAGACGACGCUCCGCACGUUCUGUGUCAUUCCACACGAGGCACGCGAUGAUGAUUUCUUUGACGCCGUUUUUGAGGAUGGCGUGCGUGCAGUGCAACACGGCCGCCUGCAUUCCUUGUUCUUUUCCCAUGUCCUGAGUCCAGCACACGAUAUCGCUGGGCACGUGAUUGGGCCGCUGCUGUCGCGGGUGCGUCAGGGCGGCAAUGCCGUGCUCAUUGUGGCACUGCCUGAGGAAGACCACGACGGCUAUGACAACGUCAACGGCGGAAGCAGCGAGACGGAUGCUGCGAGUGAUGGAGUGACGUCCGGCGAGAAAUUGGAUGUUGCCUUGGAUCUGUAUGCACAACUUCUGCCGCUGCUAUUCCAGAGCGCGGAGCGGUGCUGCUUCGCGCGGGUGUCGGUUGUCAGCUUUGCUGUAAAGGGAAAGCGAGUGUAUGACGUGCUGCAGCGCUGCGAGGUGCGUAGCGAACGACAGGCACAGUAUCAGCUGAUUGAGCGCGAGGGCUCCUCCACACGGUGGGGCACGAUCAUGAAGUUGCUACACGAGCGGCAUGAUCAAUUAGAGAGCGCCAAUGUCCUACCGAAGGAGUCGGUGCUGGUGGUGCGCGUGGAACUGGAGGGGUACGGCGCCGCUCUGCUCGCGGAGGUCGGCUGCGGCCGAGAGACGCUGCACCAACUGACGCUGCUGCUGCGAAGUGGGGGCGCGUGUGGUGCCAAGACAUACCCACCGCGUGGUCCGCUUUCCAGCGUGCUGCGUGACGUCGUGCCACCAGCGGCGUUGGUGCACGUUGUUGGCCUUCCCGAUCCCGCGCCGUCGCCACGUGGAACGAUGCGCCUGCUACGUUUCCUCUCUGGUAUGUGUAGCGCGCCAGCGACAGGGACAGCAGCAGCAGCAGCAGCUUCAGAAAGUCGCCCAACACAGAGCGAUAAUGGCAAGGGGCUCAUGCAGCGGUCUGCGACUCGACACUCGGAUACGCACACGGAGUUGAACGCAGCUGCGGGCGCCAGGAGGCGGUUGCAUCCCUGCGUAUGGGGCGAGGAUUUGUUCGUGGAUCCGUCUCACUGCAUAAACACACUACCUGGCCGAUCACACAACACUUCCGCUGCGGUUGCUGCCACUACACCUGUGUGGGACUGGGGAGCUGCUCGGGCGGAAGAGCCGCUGCGUGGUUCCGUUACGAAUGCGCAGUCGUCAGGGUCAGGUGCUGCAGAGGACGGCGGCGCAGUGGGCGCCGUACCACAUACUUCGAGAGAGCAGACCCUGGUGAGCAGGACGGUGGCACUUGAGCGCACCAACCGAGAACUUGUGGAAGCUUUGUCAGAUGCCAGGAAUCAGAUUCAGCACUUGCAAGGGCUGCAGCAGUCGUCCCAGGAGGCUCUUCGUCAGAAGCAAGACGCCCUUCUCGCCGCGACAGCGUCGAGUCAAAAGGGAAGGGAAGAGAAUGCAGACUACGCGAAGCUGGUGCCAAAGUUGCUUCGCAAAGUUAAAGAACUUGAAAAGGAGCGAGACGCAUUGCAACAAUCCUUGAAGGACCGAGAGAACCAAACUAGCGACUUGCAGCAAACUAAUCACCGACUACAGGAACAAUUGCAGAGGCUUCAGAGAGAGGUGAAAGUGCUUGAAAAAAGAGAAACCCAACGUCUUAGAGAGCACGCUCUAAAUCGCAUUGGGUCAGGAGAGGAGGAAAAAAGACCUCUCAGGAGUCGGGCAAACAAGCCCACAUCCCCGAGGCGAAGGCGCAGUGGGACUACCUCGCCGAUGACCGAUACUGGUAAGCACUUAAGAGCUGGCGGGGCGCCAUCAACGGAGGGUGGCUCUACGCUUCUCAACGCGAUUGCAGAGCUGCGACAGCGCAACACAUCACUGGAGGCGGAGGUACAGGAACUUCGACAGAGAAGACCUGCGGUUGAUCCUGUUCCCGGCAGGGGCACUGUAGACGAGGCAGCAGGCGGCGAACACGCGUCGCAGUGCCCGAUGUGUGAGACGAUGAGACAUCACCUCCGCCAAGUCUCCGAGGAGCUGGACCGAAGCUGCAUGGAAAGGGAGCGCCUCCAAUCAUUGCUUGCCGAUCGUACUGUUGCGUCGUCACAUGCCCCGGCAAUAGCACGCGAUGCCGUCAGUGUGGUUGCCACUUCCCUCACGGCUGGGUGUGAAUCAAUGCGAGUGCAGUUAGAGCACCUCGGGGCAGAGGCGACGCGGCGGCACGUGCAGCAGAGUCUUCGCGACGGCGUGUUCCGCGAGCACGUGGACGCUGUGGCGGUGCUAGAGGCGGCGGUGCAUGACAUUGGUGGCCGCCGGUAUCGUGGAGUGGAGGACUACGAGCGUAUUGUGCCGUCGCGCGCCACCGCGGCGGAGGCGGAACUCCUCUCAAGCCUUUUGCUGUUUGAGGUGGAGCGCUGCAGCCGCCUGCGCGCAUUUCUGCCGACGUUCGCACAGCUCGGUGUGGCAACGGAGCAUCUCAAAAUGCGCGUGCUUCCGGCGGAGUGCUAA